AUGUGCAGAGAGCCAGUCGUGGGCCAUGGAUGGCCCAUGGGUGUGUAUCUUGGAAGCUCCUACGGAUUUGCAGCGCUAUGCCAUGCCAUGGUCAAUGAUCCAUCGAAAGGCCCUUUGAUUUUGCAUGGGUACGGCGUGGGAUGCACAGCAACGCCAACGCCAACGACAGGUGCAUGGGGAGUGGUCGGAAUGGGAGCUUGGAGAUGGGAGAUGGUCAAGAUCCAUUGGAACGGAGACACGGUAUCUGCCGCUUUGUACCGCGGUAAGGUACCGCAGUUGCAGUCGCGAAAGGAAGUUUUGGUUGUGGGUUACAGCCAGGUGCGAUCCCUGGCAUCUCCACUGCCCGCUUACGUUAUCAUUACAGGCCGGCUCGUACUUACCCUAGCCCACUGCCUCCACCGGCUGGGCACGUUAGUCCUUCGAGGUGAUCCUGAUGCUUGGGUAAUCAUCUUUGGGUUCCGUCAAGCUAAGGGAUCUCAACCUGCCACUCUUCUGACCGGCCUGGGUUUUGCCGUCGCCAUCUAUUUCAUUGUUUCUGUAUGUCUACUAUUCAUUUCCCUUCUCCAUUUCGUCCCUCUACUACUCCGUACGGAGUAUUCGACUUCCAUCACCAAGCCACCACCACCUGGCAUCAAGUACGGAUACCUAUUCGCGCCGGCCUCACCCAGCUUGCAAGACGCAAAGACACCAGUAUCCCCAACACUCGACUGGCUUCAAUACCCUGCCGACGAGCCCCCGUAG
Colletotrichum lupini is the source of this 741-nucleotide messenger RNA. RefSeq lists its product as uncharacterized. The record is from RefSeq and is a predicted model, not a curated record. The transcript is spliced from 4 exons. NCBI's taxonomy places the organism in Eukaryota, Fungi, Ascomycota, Sordariomycetes, Glomerellales, Glomerellaceae. Bases 1 to 741 code for a protein of 246 amino acids.